Messenger RNA from Penicillium oxalicum, 297 nucleotides. RefSeq lists its product as uncharacterized. The record is from RefSeq and is a predicted model, not a curated record. Bases 1 to 297 code for a protein of 98 amino acids. The transcript has a single exon. NCBI's taxonomy places the organism in Eukaryota, Fungi, Ascomycota, Eurotiomycetes, Eurotiales, Aspergillaceae.
AUGUACGUGCGGACUGGUGGUGUAUUGACGGGUCAAAGAGCCCUUGAUCGUGGAGGGCGGCAAGAGAAGCAUACCACAGAUAAGUCGAGUUCAUGCAGGUCCGAACAGGUCAAGAGGAACAGCACAUCUCGAUGGCACACGAAUGAGUACGAUAGGCGCCUGCUUGCCACGGAAGCAUACACUUGGGACACAUCUCAAUUGGUCUUCGAAUCAACAGGUACUUUGAGGCAAUACAGCCAGGUUCGGCUUGCUAAUCUGCACAAUACCAACCGGAAACGGCGAGAACAGCAAUCGUGA